GAUGAAUACGAAAAAGGAAAUCUUCACAACUCAAAUACUUUUAUGAACAUACAUUGGUAUUAAUUAAAUGAAAAAUCUGCUUGGAAAAUACCCAAACUAAGAGGAAAUUUGUACGCACAUAGUGUAUUUUAGUACCAUGAUCAAAGAUUGAAGGAAGCCUUGCCGAAAAUUAAGAAUUUGAGUUCAAUGCCUCUAAUUUUUUGUCAGUUCCGAUGGUGCAAAGAUAUGUUUGGCACUUUAUUUGAAGUAUAUUCGAGAUCACUGCAUUCAAGUUUGAAAUGUAACACUGACAAGACCAAAUUGAGACAACUUUUUGCAAAGGUAAUCGGGAAGUCUCCUAGAACUCUUUCGAAUGCACAAGAGGCCUUUACCUUUCUAAAAGACGGAGCCAAUGUGUUUUUACAGGGUGGUGCAGCUACACCAUCAAUCCUACUUUCGGAACUCUACAAUUAUGUCUUAUCUAAAAAACUGAAAAACAUAUCCGUUUAUCACAUCAACAUAGAUGGGCCGUUCCCAAUUACCAAACCAGAAGCAGCUGGACACUUUCGCAGUGCAGCACUGUUUAUAAGUGAUGAUGUUAGAGAAGCAGUGAGAACUGGGAGAGCUGAUUACAUUCCAAUAUUUUUGAGCGACAUGCCACGACUUUUUCGUAGCAAACGUGUAAAACUGGAUCUUGCACUGAUGAGUAUCACUCCUCCAGAUGCCUUUGGAUUUUGCUCACUUGGUCCAAGUGUGGAUAUCACUCGUGUUGCUGCUGAAUGUGCUCAGCAUCUUGUGGGUCAGAUAAAUCCUAAUUUACCAGUUACCUAUGGGGAGGCUCAUAUACACAUCAGUCAUUUUAAUUCAGUUAUUCAUGUGGAUGUACCUUGCCACUGCUUGAAGACGCGACCAAUUUCGCAAGCUGAGGAGAAGAUCGGUGCAUUAAUUGCUGAGAAUUUAGUUGACGAUGACUCAACCCUACAAACAGGUAUCGGAGCGAUUCCAGACUCAGUGUUAUCUAAACUUACAAACCACAAAGAUUUAGGAGUUCAUACGGAAAUGUUUUCAGAUGGAGUUGUAAAAUUAGUUGAAUGUGGUGCUGUAACGAAUGCCAAGAAAAACAUUCGUCGAGGAAAAAUAGUAACAAGCUUUGUUAUAGGAUCAGAGAAACUUUUCAAAUUUAUAAAUGCAAAUCCAUCGAUUGAUUUCUGUGACUCAACUUGGGUAAAUGUGCCAUCUAUAAUAGCACAGAACCCGAAACCAGUGGCAAUCAAUUCUUGCAUUGAAGUUGACAUAACUGGUCAAAUUGUUUCAGAUUCUAUCGGCAAAAAUUUCUACUCAGGAUUCGGUGGGCAAAUUGAUUUCAUUCGUGGAGCUUCAAUAGCUGAAGAUGGUUUAGGAAAGCCAAUAAUUGCCCUGACAUCUACAACGAAUAAAGGAGCAAGUAAAAUCUCUCCAUUUAUUAAGCAAGGUGCUGGUGUUGUGACAACUAGAGCUCAUGUACACUAUGUUGUAACAGAAUAUGGUAUUGCUGAUUUAUUUGGACGUAAUGUGAGACAACGUGCACAUGCCCUUAUUCAGAUAGCACAUCCAAAUCAUAGGUAAUUUCUCGUAUUUUCGUUUAUAUGAAAAAUGAAUGUGAUCUGAGUGGUGAUUUGUUUUAGGUGAUUAUUAUUAUAGGUGAAAUUGUGUGUACUAUAAAUCUACGAAGUCUUGAAAGUGUCUGCAUUAAGAAAUGUCCCAAACCACUAUGCAAGAUCAGUGCAAGCAGUCUUUGAAAAUUUACGACUUUCAGGCAGAUGAGCAUAUUCCUAG
Trichobilharzia regenti is the source of this 1794-nucleotide messenger RNA. The record is from the annotation of a GenBank genome assembly. Lineage: Eukaryota; Metazoa; Platyhelminthes; Trematoda; Strigeidida; Schistosomatidae.